UACACAAGACAAGUGUCAAACCACAGAAGUGCCUCCUUUCUCACCUGAACAGUAAGCUGUGUAUUUAUGUCAGUUUUGUUUUUAUUUAUUUAGAAAUAACACGUUCGUGUGGGGGGGUUAAAGUGAGUGUGGUCGGUUUAAUCCGAUUUAACGGCAUAGCCUCGCUAAUGACUUAGUUUUGAAUGUUAGCACAACCUUGGGGACUGAACUCUCACUCAGCAGACUCAGCUAGCAGCAGGAACCUGACAGCUGAUAAACACGGAUGGCUCAGGCAGACAGCAAGGUGCUGGUUCUGGGAGCGUUAGCUGGAGUGGCUGGCAUUAGCUUGGCUGUGGUCUGUUACCAGGGUUUUAGAUCAAGGCGAAGAGCCUCAUGCCCUGGGUUCUACCGCAUAAAUGACCAGGGGUCGAGUCUCAUGUUGGUGGACGGUCCUGGACUGUCUGGUGGUCAGGCUGAGGUGCUGGAGCGCCUUGAAGCCCUGAUCCAGUGUGUGUCUGAGCUGAAGGAUGAGAUGAAGGCGUUGAAGAGUGCUCUGCCAAUGCUCCCAGACCAAGUCAGGGAGGAGCUGAGGGGACGCGAUGAGGUGCGUCGAGUCAGCCCUCUGCACAGGACCACGCCAACACGACGGAAAAGGGCUGCCGGCGCCAUCGCAGGGUCCAGAGCUGAGGGUCGCAGCUCAGAGGAGGCAGAGAGUGAGGGAGGGUACAUGACUGCACUGACAGACUCAGACGAAGACGAGCCCAGUGAUACGGAGCAGAGGGAUGAAGAGCCGCCUGUGGACAAGUUAUCUGUCCUCCUGGAGAGAAUUGACCGACUGCAUCAGGGCAGUGAAUCUGACAAAACAGAAAGUCUCAAUAUCCUUUUGGGGCAGAGAGAGGAGUUCGGACAGAAUUCAACAUUUCUUUGGCGACUAAUCCGAGCUUACUGUGAUGUUCAUGACAUCAGCUGCACUCUGGAAGAGAAGAAGACCCAUGCAGAAAGUGGGAAGAAAGUUGGUGAGCAGGCGGUGAGCUUGAAUCCUGCAUGUGCUGAAUCUCAUCAGUGGUAUGCCAUCAUGUGUGGAAUUAUGGCUGAAUAUGACACAGUACAAAACAAGAUAAAGAACGGAUACAUAUUUAAGGAUCAUCUGGAUAAAGCCAUCGAGCUGAAGCCACAGGACCCCAUGUCCUACUACCUGCUGGGCCGCUGGUGCUACGCUGUGGCUCAGUUGUCAUGGAUCGAGAGGAAAGUUGCUGCAACUCUAUUUGGAGAACCUCCGAGUGCUACAGUGGAAGAUGCACUGAAGAAUUUUCUAAAAGUUGAGGAGAUCCAUCCAGCAUAUUCCAAACUCAACUAUGUAUUUCUAGCUAAGUGCUUCAAAGACCUGGGCCAAAUGGAAAAGGCCAGGAAGAUGUGUGAAGCUGCUUGUUCAAUGAACGCCGUGUCCAAAGAGGAUGAAGAGGCCCAAAAGGAGCUGGACUUACUCUGCCCAGCCCUUGGGGUGUGACAGCAGUGAAAAGUGAACUUUCUACAUACUACUAGCAUCAUAUGAGAAUGUGGGGAUAUACCAUAUGUUGGUAGGCCGUCAUGUUAAUUCAUUCUGUGGGUGUAGGGAAGUACGUCAUGGCAUGAUAUCAUCCAUGGGAGCAGAAGGCCGCCACAUUCAGAACCGUCCUUUGUACUUUUAAAUCAGACUUGCAUUCUGAUGUUUUCCUUAUGAGCACAUUUGCAAUGAUGGAAAACAAACGUAAUGACAUCUCUGUCCAUCAGGUUAAUUGGACUGACGUAGCAGACAUUCUCUCAGAGGUCUGAUUGCUCUGAUAGAGAUGGCGUCUCAAGGAUACUGUUUCCUUGACAAUAAAGACCUAUCGCUCGUUGGAAAAGUGAACCACAGGACUUGCUGUUCCUUCCUCUUCCGUCCUGUGUUUUGUUGCAUCUCCCACCACACAUUCAAGUGACAACAACAAAAGCCCAUCAGACAAUGGUGCACCCAAACAUCUUGGAAUGCUGUGGCCACUGGUUCACCUCACAGUUCGCCCUCCCUCCUUGUCAUACAGACCUGCAUUAAGCUCUCUUGUACCAUUUACAUGCAGACUUUGUUAAAUGAUUACCACACCCGCACUCACACGAACAGGUAAAUGUGUUCCUUGGUGAUGUCUUCUGUGAUCUGUUUCAUGACAUCUGAUGGACUGUGGUUGUCGGUGUUGGCAUCUGUCCAUUGAAGAGUUACCUACUGCCACUCAGCUGCUGUGGCAGUUGUGUCAGAGCAGUUAAUCAAAUGAUCCCACAUGAAGAAAACACAGCAGACUGUUAAACAACCGUUGAUACAGAAAGGCCUUUAAUGUUAUUCCUGGACCCCUCCUAUGUGAAAAUGUCAACAACCAUCUGAUGCAUCUUACUUUGAACUCUCAAUCAGACACUUCCCAUGUGAAUAUAUCAGAUCUGGCUGAUAUGUGUGAUUUGACCUUAGAUGUCUGAGGUCUUGAGUUUAAUGUGCCCUUUUGCAUGUUUGUCAUAUCAUGGAAAAAAAAAAAAAGAACUCAUAAAUGAUGAAGUUCUUUCCUCUUAAGGUUUUAUAUGAAACAAAUCCCCUUUUGCAGUCCAUAUUUCCACUUCCUGGGGGUUAGCUAACACCUCAGAUUUUUCACAUGUUCUAUUUUUAACAUUUACAUGAAGCUCUGAUUCAAUUAUAUUUUAUCAGCCUGAAAUGGUAUUUAAAUCAGCUUGAUCUAUUAUGAAUUUUAUCUAGACAUUGGUUCUUGUUUUUUUUACUGGCUUUUUCAACAUCAAAGGAACUGGUGAGCCAUCUUAAUCACACCACUUGAAGUUAAAAAAGGGUUUAAUGUUUAUAGGAGGCUCUCAUUGCACGACAUGAUGUAUAUACAACACCUAGUUAUUCUGGUUGAGGUUCAAUUAAGGUUUGGCACAGGUUCCAGUUAAUGUAAAAACAUAUUUAUAGUGGUGAAAUAUGGUGAACAUAGGAUACAUAAGUACUCUGAAGAACAAAUGACGUGUUUAGAUGCAUAUGUUGUUUAAAAAUGACCUUACUGGAGUUACUUUUUGCCAUCUGAACUUCUCAAUGUGGCAGAAAGGUUAGAUUCAUGACGAAUGCAUAAAGCAGCAAAGGCAGCUCCACUGCUUCAGCAUAUUGCAAUGAUUCAUACAGUUGCAUUCCAGGUUAGACAAUGGCACUAAAAUGUGACUCAAUUAGACUAAAGUAAUGUCUGAUUUUAUUUUAUUUUUUACUGUUUCUCACAUUCCUAAUUGUUUUGUUGAUGUUUCAGCUCAGUCUAAGUAUGAUGCAUUUUAGAAUAAUGUGCAUUGUAUGAGUGUUUUAGUUUGGUUUACUUUGGAGAUUUGUUGUGCACUCUGGUUAAUUCUUAUUUAAUUAUGUGUUUUGCCUGCAGUGUAUAAAUUACAAGAAGAAUAGUUUUUGUCACUUUACAGAUUUUUCUACCAGCACUACGAAUGUACUUGAUUUUUUUUUUUUUCAAAUGCCAAAGCAAAUUCAAUAAUCCUCGAGGUGAUAUCAAAUCUGAUAGAGUUUAUACUGUGCAGUAUCAUAGGUUGUGUGCACUGAAUGAUUAAUGGUACUGUAGUGUGUAAUUAAAUCUGUGCAAUCCUGAUGAAAGUUCA
Acanthochromis polyacanthus (spiny chromis) is the source of this 3615-nucleotide messenger RNA. RefSeq names its product regulator of microtubule dynamics protein 2. Bases 263 to 1486 code for a protein of 407 amino acids. Gene Ontology annotation, cellular component: mitotic spindle pole; spindle microtubule; cytoplasm. The record is from RefSeq and is a predicted model, not a curated record. NCBI's taxonomy places the organism in Eukaryota, Metazoa, Chordata, Actinopteri, Pomacentridae. Gene Ontology annotation, molecular function: microtubule binding. The transcript has 11 exons.